This is a messenger RNA of Fusarium graminearum PH-1, 936 nucleotides long. RefSeq lists its product as uncharacterized. The transcript has a single exon. NCBI's taxonomy places the organism in Eukaryota, Fungi, Ascomycota, Sordariomycetes, Hypocreales, Nectriaceae. The coding region runs from base 1 to 936 and encodes 311 amino acids. The record is from RefSeq and is a predicted model, not a curated record.
AUGCGAGGUGCUACCCGUAGACGCCCAGACCACUCGUUCUCUUGCGUCGUCGCGGACCAGCACCCUGAAUUUUGCGACAAGACGUUCCCAACAAUUGAGAAGCACAAGUUAGUCAAUUCUAUCGGUUAUUGUAUCGCGGAAGGUACUGACAAUAGCAUCAGUGAGCAUCUAAAAAGAUGCCAUUCUCUCUUCUACUGGUGUGAAAAGUGUCUGCACAAGUUCAAUACCUCAUUGCCCAAAGGGAAUCUUGAGCUUGACAAAGCCAAACACAACAAGAAUGAAUGCAAGGGCGAACCUUCGUCAGACAGCCUCCAGACCUGGAGUGGUCACUGGAUCAUGGAUCAGGACCAGUAUCAUCGCUUCAAAGUUGUGGGCUGGCAGCACACUCAUGUCCCCAACCCGAUCUUCAUCAAUGGCAAAAAAGAACCUAAGCCGAUGAGAAGCUGGAGAAGGAUUCGUGAAACAAUCUUCCCAGGGUCAUCGAUCGAGCUGAACGCCGAACCUGUGGCACCCGGUAGGACGACUCAAGAUGUCAUAACCAUGGUAGGAGGCAGGCCAUCCGUCAUGCCGCAAGUCCCUGAUGUUCUGACCCAUGGCACGGAUUUGAGCGAAAGGCUGAUGCCGAUCCCUCCGUCUAUGACCACGGACGUGUCUCAACUGUCGACCGAAUUCUCCUGGGAGACCAGCUUUCAGACGGACCCUUCAUCACUCGUGUUGUCUUACUUGGGAGCAGAUGAGCCGCACGAGCCUUAUGAUAUUCAACAUGAAAGCAUUACGGGUCAUGAGGAUCCUUUUGGCUUAGACCCGGAGGAGUAUCAAAGACAGCAGUCCUGGAACUCUUUGAGUGGUGCUGGUUGUUGGCAAACCCCCCUUCCAUAUCAGGUUCUAUUAGAGGGCAACUCUAGUGAUCCUCAAGAAGCGGCAGGUCGAGAGUAG